Molecule: messenger RNA, 2612 nt
Organism: Rhinolophus ferrumequinum (greater horseshoe bat)
Lineage: Eukaryota; Metazoa; Chordata; Mammalia; Chiroptera; Rhinolophidae
Gene: HEMGN
Product: hemogen
Exons: 4
Coding region: 105-1406 (433 amino acids)
Biological process (GO): regulation of osteoblast differentiation; cell differentiation
Cellular component (GO): nucleoplasm
Source: RefSeq, a predicted model, not a curated record
GUGUGUAUGUGUGUGUGUGUGUUUAACUGUUAAUUGCUUUUGAUAUUUUUUUACAAGGCGGUGUGAGGAAGUCAGACCAAAUAGCAGGAAGGUACUGCAGCAAGAUGGAUUUGGGAAAGGACCAAUCUCAUUUGAUGCUCCAUCAGACACCUGAUCCUCAUCAAGAAAAGAACCAUGUUCCAGAAGUCAUUGGGCCUUGGAGUUUGCGAAACAGAGAGCAACUCAGAAAAAGAAAAGCUGAAGCACAAGAAAAGCAGACUUCACAAUGGCAAUUUGGAGGGAAAAAACAAAAGCGACAGAGAACAGGAAAAGGAAACCAAAGAGGCAGAAAGAGACAACAAAAUACAGAACUGAAGGUGGAGCUUUGGUCACAAUCAGAAGAAGAAAUGUUGGAGAAAGCACUAGUACCUACAGAGAAAGAAACUGAAUUACCUAGGAAUGUAACUGAAGCUCUCCCUCCGGUAGCCUCCCCACAAAGAGUUGUAUCUGAGAAAAAUUUCCCUGCCAUAGGUCAAGCAAGCAUUAUACAUCAGGAAAAUUCUCCUGAAUACCAAGAAAUAACAGUACAAAACCACCCUUCUGAGAUAGGCCAACAUAUGGUUGAAACUGAAGUCCUCUCUCCUAAAAUGUGCCAAGAAACAGCUGUAGCCAAAACCCUACCUUCUAAAACAUCUGAAGACACAGCUGACCUAGAAGGAUGUUCUCUUGAAGCAUACCCCAAACCAGAUGUGGCUAAAGGCUACGCUCUUGAGACAUACCAAAAAGGAGCUGAGCCCAAGGAAUACAAUUCUGAACCAGGUCAAGGAAUAGCUGAGACUGAAAGCGUCCUUCCUAAAACACAACAAGAAAUAGCUGUGCCUAAAGAGCGUUGUACAAAAACAUACCAAGAAAUAGUUGAACCUCAAGACUUUUCUCAAAAAGCAUAUAAAGAAAUUGCUGUGCCUAAAGCUCUCUCUCAUAACACAAUCCAAGAAACAUCUGUUCCUGAAGAAUAUCCACCUGAAAUAUACCAAGGAACACCUGGGUCUGAAGAAUAUUCACAUGAAAUAGACCAAGAAGAACCUGGGCCUGAAGACUGUGCACCUGAAAUAGACCAAGAAACACCUGGGCCCAAAGACUGUGUACCUGAAAUAUACCAAGAAACACCUGAGCCUGAAGACCUCUCUACUAAGACAUAUCAAAAUCAGGAUGUGCCUAAAGAAUGCUUUCCAGAACCAUGCCAAGAACUAGGUAGAUCCCAAGGCCAGGAUCCUGAAGAACACCAGGAAGAUGCUAAGAAUGUUCAUACUUUUCCUCGAGAAGUGAAAGAAAAAGCCAAAGCACAAGAACCAGAGAUGCCGGCAAUUCUAAAUGUUCCUCAAGAGAGUCACCCAGAAAAUGACGUCUAUAGUUAUGUUUUGUUUUAACAAUGCUCAACCAUCAUAGUUGUACAACAAAAUACACAUCUUAAUAUAUUACUGUGUGAUUUUCUCAAAAUAUUGUAGAAAUCUCUACAAUCUUCAUUAAUAUCUUAAUAGUGUUUUUUUUCCAUGUAUAGACUAUAUCUGGAAGAGAGAACUAAUGUGUUUUUUCAGGCUCUACCAUGUAGAAAAUAUACUGCGUGUGUGUGUGUUUGUGUGUGUGUUUUGUGUGUGUGUGUGUGUGUGUGUGUAUGUAUAUUGGGGUAAAAAUAGUGGUGGGAAGAGACAAAAAUGGAAAAAGGGGUGGGCUGAAUAAUUUUUCUCCCUAAGAACAAACAUUUCUUUGAUUAAUUAUUAAGAGCAGAAAAAUUAGUAAGUUUGAACACUUAAAACUUGGGGGAAUAUAUAUGUUUUCUUGUAACAUUUGUUCAAUUAUUAAUGUAACAAUAGCAUCAAAAUUUUAUUCAGGCUUUAGUUGGCUUUCUUAGUUAAUUUUAACAAUUCUUUUCAUUCUGGGACUCUUUCAAAAAUAUUUUGGAGUGUUGAAUGUAGUUUACUUGUGUACUUGAGUUUUGAUUUUUACUUUUUAUAUAUUGCAUUUGUGCAAAAUGUAUAUUAAAUCAUUAUUACAUGCUUAACUGUGUGGACCGCAUCAUGGUAAGCAUUUUGAGGGUUAGAAGACCUAUAACACAUAGUCUUUCCCCACCAGGGGUUUAAUUUAGUCUCACGGGCAAAUGAAACAGAAAACAAAUAAUUAUGAAAGAAAAUGGUAAGUGCUGCAUGAAUAAUAGAUCUAAUAGAGAGAACACUCACUAUUUUGCUGGAGUGAGCUGAAAAAAAUUACACGAGUGGAGCCUUGAAAGAUGGAAAAGAUUUGUAUUAUAGGUGAGGAUAACUGCAUUAUUGUAUGUGACAUAGAGAGGGGUGAAUUCAAGAUGUUCUUCAGUUAAUUCAGGGUCCAUGUGGAAUAGGCUAAUAGGCUAAAAAAUCUUGUAUUAUUAGAGUGUACAGAAUUUUGCAUACUUAACUAAGAAAUGUAUUACUUGUUAGGGAAUGGAGAGCUAAGUAAGACUUGAACAAUGAAGUGGCAAUUUUAGUAUUUUAGGAAUAUCUAUCUGGUGAUAAUGGUAAGGAUUAACUGAAAAUGAGAAGAGACUGGGGACAGGAGUAGGAACCAUUCUGGGUGAGAAGUGUCUGAAAAUAUCCCCUAGU